AUUUGCAUAAAGUGUAAAGUUCCCGUAGCGGUUUCGCCUUACAGCGCCGUGGUUGCAGGGAUCUCCGACAGGAUGAUUAAUUUUCGUUCAAUAUUGAAAAACUGUAGCAAGUUAUGCAGCCUUAGCACACACAGGCAUCAGAGGUGCAUAGCAGUCACCGCUGGUCAGCUACAAGCCGUGCAAGAGCCAGUUUCACGCCCUCAAGCCAAGAUCAAAUGCACUCUCAUUCCUGGUGAUGGUGUUGGGCCAGAGCUUGCUGAUGCUGUCAAAAAGGUCUUUGAGGCCAUCAGUAUUCCUAUUGAGUUUGAAGAACUCUUCUUGAGUGAGAUUCACCAUACCAUUAGUGCACCACUUGAAACUGUGAUAGAGUCUGUGCAGAAGAAUGGCAUUGCACUCAAAGGAAUUUUGUCUUCACCAAACAUCUCGCACACAGGGGAAUUGCAAACAUUGAAUAUGAAGAUCAGAAACCAGCUGGACCUGUUUGCCAAUGUGGUUCAUGUGCGCAGUCUACCGGGGAUCAAAACUCGGCACAAUAAUCUUGACUUUUUUGUUAUUCGGGAACAGACAGAAGGUGAAUACAGCGCUCUUGAACAUGAGAGUGUACACGGAGUGAUAGAAUGUCUUAAGAUUGUCACUGAGACUAAGUCCCGCAAGAUUGCAAAAUUUGCCUUUGACUACGCCACCAAGCAUGGCCGGAAGAAAGUCACAGUGGUACACAAGGCUAACAUAAUGAAACUUGGAGAUGGCCUAUUCUUGCGCUGCUGUCAGGAAAUAUCGGAGCUCUACCCACAGAUUGAGUUUGAGUCCAUGAUCAUUGACAACACGUGCAUGCAGUUGGUGGCCAAUCCUCAUCGGUUUGAUGUGAUGGUAAUGCCCAACCUGUAUGGAAAUAUCAUCGACAACUUGGCUGCUGGCCUUGUCGGUGGUGCAGGUGUAGUUCCUGGAGCCAGCUACAGCUCAGACUGUGUGAUUUAUGAGCCAGGAGCACGACACACAUUUGGAGAGGCCACAGGCAAGAAUAUUGCAAACCCGACAGCUAUGUUUCUGUGUGCUGCACAAAUGCUACGCCAUGUGAACCUUCAUUACUAUGCUACUCUUGUAAAGGAUGCUGUGGAGAAGGUCAUCAAGAGUGGCAAGGUUCGUACUCGAGACCUUGGUGGCUACGCCAGCACAACCGACUUUACUGCUGCGGUCAUCCAGAAUCUCCCACACUAGGAACAUGCAAGUGGUCACACCGCUAGCAUUUGUGCUGUAUAGUUUCCAGUAUAGUGCUGUUCGUUCUUUGUCAAUACUGAGACGCACACAUGCUCUUAAAAAGGACUUUUAAUUGAGCUUCAUGCCACAACAUGACUCUUUGAGUGCAGUCAGUUGCAGGUUGUGGCACGACACCAAAAUAAGGUUCUUUGCACUCAUUUAGGUGAAUUUUAGGUAAUUUAAGGAGAUUAUUACAUUAGCGGCUUAUGGGUAUUCCUGUGAGAUUUUGGCAGUCAAGGAACUGAGAAACCACAGUGAAGCUUUCUGGCAGGUGCAGCCUAUUCCUAUUCCAUUCCCCUAGAAGGGCUCAAAUUGUUGUCUAAGGGAACUAGUCUGCAAUGUUUUGACAGAGCCUGCUUGCCCUUGGGAGAAGUAGUGAUAGUGCGUUUGCAGGUUAGCAACAGUGUUGUGAUGUGCUACACAGGAGACCAGGCUGCUUUCGCAUUCUUUUAUCCUCUCACUGCAUUUUGUGCUGAAUAAAAUUAUCUCCCAUUCA
Molecule: messenger RNA, 1750 nt
Organism: Dermacentor andersoni
Lineage: Eukaryota; Metazoa; Arthropoda; Arachnida; Ixodida; Ixodidae
Product: isocitrate dehydrogenase [NAD] subunit beta, mitochondrial-like
Biological process (GO): tricarboxylic acid cycle; isocitrate metabolic process
Cellular component (GO): mitochondrion
Molecular function (GO): magnesium ion binding; NAD binding; oxidoreductase activity, acting on the CH-OH group of donors, NAD or NADP as acceptor
Source: RefSeq, a predicted model, not a curated record